GACGACCACAAACUAGUGUCCUUUGACGUGAAUUCCCUGUUCACCAUUAUUCCACUUCAACUGGCUCUAGACUGUACUGAGAACGCUAUUAAGAACUCUACUGUUGAACUACCACUACCUACAGACGACAUCAUAGACCUACUCAACCUCUGUUUGACUUCGACGUACUUUCAGUGCAACGGCAAACACUACAAACAGUUACACGGUACAGCUAUGGGCUCUCCAGUUUCUUUUGUUGUAGCAGAAAUGGUCAUGCAAAACAUCGAGGAACAAGCCCUAGCUACCAACACGCGAACUGUACCUCUUUGGUUACGUUACGUUGACGACACAUUCUCUGCCGUACACAAAGACGGAAUCGACGAUUUCACCGAACUCCUUAACAGACAGAACGCGGACAUAAAGUUCACCAAGGAGAUCGAAGAAAAUGGCAAAAUACCUUUUCUAGACUGCUUGGUCACUCGCGACAACAACAAACUAAAAACGACUAUUAACAGAAAACCGACACAUACCGACCGAUUACUAGACCAGUUUUCGUACAACCAGACCUCUCACAAGGCUACUACUAUCCGGACUCUGAUGAGACGAGCG
This is a messenger RNA of Porites evermanni, 588 nucleotides long. The record is from the annotation of a GenBank genome assembly. Lineage: Eukaryota; Metazoa; Cnidaria; Anthozoa; Scleractinia; Poritidae.